CUGUUCUGUAGAAGAUCUGGAGUAAUACAAGUUAGCAAUCGUAUCCUGAGAGAUGGAACUCAGUGCCGGAAUCCAGAAGAUGUCUUUGGGACAGCAGUCUACUGGAAGAGGAGCUCCGUGUAUGCGGUGCAAAGGGAAAUGUUCUGGAUACAGGCCACAUUCUUGGAGAAAGUCCUGUGGGUGCUGUUCCUGUCCUAGUGAAGAACAUCUACUGCUGUCUGAUGCCGAGGAGGAUUUCCAGAUUGGGCAGCUGCUCUCAGACUCUCGUUACUCGGGGCUUACGGCACGGGUGAAAGGCAGUGAAGGAGCACGCGUGUACAAGAGGAACCGUAUGAUCAUCACUAACCCAAUCACCUCCCGUAAAGACCCAACUUUCUUAACUGUGACCUAUGAGUGGGCACCUCCUGGACUCAACCAAAAACUGGCCAUGAGGUACAUGGAGCUGAUCCCCAAGAAGAUGCAGCCUGUUGCUGGCACAGAAGGGUCCCAGUAUCGUCGUAUGCAGCUAAUGAGGCAGCUGCCGUCCUAUGACCACGAUCCAGAGAAGUGCCAGGGGCUGUCGCAGCAAGAACGGUCAGCCAUGGAAGAAUUUGUAAGGAAGUACAAGGAGAAUGCCCUGGGGGUGGCAGAAGUGGCCCUUCCUUGUAGUGCUAAGCAGCAGCAGGCGGAGAAAGAAGGAAACAAAACCAAGGCAACAAAUGGCACAGAGGCUGCAGAGAAGACUGAAUAUUUUUGUGAAUUCUGCCAGCAGCCUAUGCCCGGCGAUGCCCCGGCCAUAUACGCCGAGCGCGCGGGUUAUGAUACGCAGUGGCACCCGGCUUGCUUUGAAUGCUGUCAGUGCAGACAGCCCCUGGCAAACCUCAUCUACUUCUGGAAAAACAAUCGACUGUGGUGUGGGAGACAUUACUGUGAGAGCGAGCGGCCACGGUGUACAGGGUGCGAUGAGAUAAUAUUCUCGCAAGACUACAAACAGCUUGAAGGCAGCUACUGGCACAAUGACCACUUUUCCUGCGUGGCCUGUGAGCAGAUGUUGAAUGGAAAAUCCUACGUACUGGAUGACGCGCGACUCCUGUGUGUCGACUGCAGCAAGGCCAAGUCAAGCCGCUAGUGCCAAUGUUACCAGGCGAUUCUCUGGGUACCAAACUAAUAAAUCCUGCAUCAAGAGCUUCACAUUAAAAACCAUGCAAAGUAAGCCUAAUGUGGUGCCAUGGAGAGGUAGCCACGGUCAUCAUGUAACUUGGCCGGUCAACAGUGGUUCUUUAUCAGAUCUCCGGUGAAGCUUCAAUGACAUAUAGAACCAAGUUGGCAGAUAGAAUUGUUUGUUGUUUAGAAACUGGCACAGGGAUGGCUAUUCUAUAACAUACCGGUAACCAAUGAACUUAAAAAUAGACAACAUGCUCCUGCCAUCUUGCCAGCAUGAUCUUCUUAAGAGACCUAACAAAGCAAUGCAUGCGCCUAGGGAUCCUGUCCUAUGUAUAAUACAUAAUGAAGUGGCAGGCGUGAAAGCCUACCUGCUACACUAUAAAAGGUGUUAGAGCUAAUAGCCCAGAGGAAUUGUUCAUCAAAUUACUGGAAUACUAACAAAUAAGUCUAUAUAAAUAAUUUAUUUUUGUAUGUUUUUUUGGUGUAAUGCGUAAAUCGACCUGUGUCUGACGUAUAUGUAAAUUAAUCUGCGAUUACCGUGGGGUGAUUGAUACAAUCAGCUGCAAUGGAUGUUAUUGGGCUCAUGAAAAAUCUAUUUAAUCAGUGUUUUAUUGACAACUAUAUGUAAAUAAGACACAAAAAUGACACGUGUAGUUUUCCCGAAAAUAGCCCAUGAAAUCAACCAUUUUUUUGUUCCAUAGUGGAAUUAUUUUUGAAUAUAUUUUUAAUUAGACUUUAUUUCAAUUUAUUACACUUCAUUCAAUAAAAAAAAAAAAAAAUGUUUCUGCAUGAAGACCUGGAAAGCCCAGAUUGGACCCCCAGCCUGGCUCACCAACUCCCAAGUCAAUGGUCCACAGAGUUGGGCUGCUGCCCAAUAGGGAUUCAAAAAGUUAAUAAAUAAUAUAUACAGUAUAUACUUUUAGUCAUUUUUUAUGAGGCCCUAUAUCAUUUCUAGCUUUCCCCGAUAUUCCUGGUGAUUUACAUGUAGGCGCAGAUUAUUUUUUGUCUUUUAUGUGUCUAAUGAUGAAUAAUUAUGAAAAUAUGUUCAUGACAAAGCAUUAAAUAAGAUGAUGCUUCAAUAAAAAAAACAUUAAAAAUGGUAACAUGCAUUAUUAAAACUGCC
Molecule: messenger RNA, 2266 nt
Organism: Spea bombifrons (plains spadefoot toad)
Lineage: Eukaryota; Metazoa; Chordata; Amphibia; Anura; Pelobatidae
Gene: LMCD1
Product: LIM and cysteine rich domains 1
Exons: 7
Coding region: 53-1108 (351 amino acids)
Molecular function (GO): zinc ion binding
Source: RefSeq, a predicted model, not a curated record